AUGUCAAUAGCUGAAGGUAACGCGACCGGCCACGAAAGGAAAACAGCACCCGGAGAGGAUAGCACGGAUAGUGACAAUGAAGCUGAGAGAAGAGCUCUUCUACGCAGGAUAUCCACCAGUAAAUGUGUCGGCAGGCUGCCGGUCGUGAAGGAGGGUUACUUGAUGAAGCAGACACGAAGCUUCCAGAGAUGGCAGCGUCGUUACUUCAAACUGCGAGGUCGGACCCUCUACUACGCCAAGAAGAAAGACGAUUUAAGUCAUCGUCAGUCCUGA
Messenger RNA from Danaus chrysippus (African queen), 273 nucleotides. The record is from the annotation of a GenBank genome assembly. Lineage: Eukaryota; Metazoa; Arthropoda; Insecta; Lepidoptera; Nymphalidae.